AUGAAGGCUGCUCUUAGGGUGCUUUUGCCGUGCCUGGUGCUGUUGCUCCCCUCUGCAGCGCUUCCGAGAAAGGGGAGCGCGGGGGAAAGGAUUUCCCCAAUUAACCGGCUGGAGCUGAGCCUGCCGGAGGAGCUGGGACUUGAAGCAGAGGCGAGAAAGAGAGAAAAUGCAAGUUUACAGCAAAGAGUGAGAGCCGGCUCGGUGGCCAGAUCGAGGAUGAGUGCUGCUACUCGCCUCUUUUCUAAGCCUGACCCAGGGGCAAAAUGCCUCCAGGGGAUGGCUGAGGACGGGGGCAUCGCCUGGUCCGGCUCCAGCCUGCACCCGUGGCCGCUCGGGGGGCUGGAAGGGCCCGUGUGCAGGGUGAAAAUGGGCCAGGACGGGCCGACCCCGAGGCACCUGGAAGUUGUGGGUGUUCUCACCCACUAUGAAAGCAACUUCAUCAAGCUUCUGAGACAACGCACCAGCUGGGACAAAAGCUAUCUCGAGACCUUCGGGCUCUGCCCGGCCGGGGAGGCGGACGCGGCUCUCCAUCCCCUGAAGCACAUCCAUGCGCACGUGGUGGAGCCGGGGCAGGACCGCUUCCUCGUGCUGCAUCUGGAGGAAGUGAAGUGGGAAGCCCAGGUGAAGCUGUGGUUCAAGCUGGUUUUCCAGGCGGAGGUGGGCCGGUCGCUGGGAGAGCUGCGGUUCGCCUUGCUGCUCUUCUACCUGGGCAGCCGAGAGGAGCCGGGCGCCGGGCGCCGAGAGGAGCUGCUGGCCACCGGCACCGGGCUGGCGCGGGAGCAGAGCCUCUGCCUCGCCAGGGACACCCAGUACCUGGCCCUGGGAGCCGCCGUAGCAUCCGUCACCCGCACCAGCGAGCAGCUCACCUUCGAGGCUUCCCUGGCGAUCAGGCAUCGCGGAGAGGGAGGUGCCUCCUUGCCCCCAACGGAGACCCAGCAGCUCCUUUUUGGCUCUGAUGACAAGUGCUUCACCAGGAUGACCCCCGUGCUGCUCCUGCUGGCCAAGUCACGGCAGGAGGAGGAGGAGGUGGCUUUGGCCCCUUCUUCCUACCUCUCUGCCGACGGGGUGGUGGAUGUGGCUCCGUACCCACAGCUCAGCCCACCCCAGGCUGGGACCCAGGAGCUGCCGUCCCCCACUGCCCCGAGCCAAGCCAACACUUCAUCCCCGGCACCUGGCAGCAGCAGUCAGUUCCUGGGCAUCCUGACCCAGUUCAUCCGCCAGGUCCUGAGCUCCUCCAGUGAGCCGCCCACCCAGCCCAGCUCCCACCACUGGCUGGACUUCCAGGUGAUGGAGACCCUCCCUCACCAGCUGCUCAACCUGUCGGAGGAGGCGGCGCUGGAGCGACUGGUGCAGUCGGAGGAGCCCUCGGUGCUGCUCUUCCCCCAGGACAGCGGAGCCGUGCUGGAGCAGCACCUGGGGGGCUGGCAGCCGGAGGGGACCGUGCUGCAGCUGCUGAUGGGCAAGCUGCAGGCUGUGAUCCAGGAGCUGAAGGACAUCCCUGCUUUCCAAGCCAACACGGGGCUUUUCCAGCAUCUCCUGAGCUUCUGCUACUACCCGCCGGGGCCGGGUGAGGGUCAAGCUGGCAAGCGGCCACCCGGCUCCGGGAAGCUGCACGCGCUGCUGCUGCUGAAGGCGUUGCAGACGGUGCGGGCACGUUGGCAGGAGCGGAGGAAGGUGCUGCGGCAGAACCGCAGCGCGCGGCACCAGGCCCACUGCCGCCUGCAGGAGCUGACCAUCGACCUGCACGACCGCAAGUUCAUCGUCAUGCCCACCGUCUACACGGCCAACAACUGUGAGGGUCCCUGCAAGCUGCCCCUCUCCACCCGUGUCGCCAGCUACUACUCGCACACGGUGCUCCUGCUGGGCAUGCAGGAGCGGGGCUCGCCCCUCCAGCGGGCUCCCUGCUGCGUGCCCGUCCGCUACUCAGACCAGCUCAUCAUCAGCCUCUCCACGGAGGGGCUGGAGGUCCGCAAGUUCCCCAACAUGGUGGCAGAGGAGUGUGGCUGUCGGUAG
This is a messenger RNA of Nipponia nippon (crested ibis), 2013 nucleotides long. It is a transcript of the gene AMH, whose product is annotated as anti-Mullerian hormone. Lineage: Eukaryota; Metazoa; Chordata; Aves; Pelecaniformes; Threskiornithidae. The record is from RefSeq and is a predicted model, not a curated record. Gene Ontology annotation, molecular function: growth factor activity. Gene Ontology annotation, biological process: Mullerian duct regression; gonad development.